AAGAAACAGGCGUCAGUACACGCCUCUGUCAUCGCGCCGGUGUGAAUCCGGAAGUUAGUUGCAUGAUUUUCCCACAUGGCGAAAAUGGCUGCGAAUGGGGAAAAACAACAGGGCCACAGAGCCGGCGCAUAUAAACAGAAAAAUAAAGGACACAAACAUGGCAAGCACCGGACGAAAGGUGAAAUUGAGAGAGAGAACAAAGGGAGAGUGUCAGUGAUGGCCCUUACCAAAAAACAGAGGAAGGAGCAAAAGAAGAUGGACCGAAGGAACAAGGCCAACCAGUUACGCAGGAAUAAGAAAGAGAUGGUCCUGACGGAGAAGCGGCGUCUAGGCAGCAGAGACGGUCCUCCCCAUUUGGUUGCUGUGGUGUCCCUGCAUGCUGGAGCUGACACUGGUGCUGUUACCAAACUGCUCCGUGGAGAGGGUGCAGGGGGUGUCGUACGUCAGGAGCAGUGCAUUAGCGGCGUCACUGACAGCUUUGGGUUAAUUUUGCCACGUUUUAAACAAAGGUUCACCUUUCUACAACAGAGCACAGCUGACAUGCACUCCCUGCUGGAUGUGGCAAAGAUUGCAGAUAGCCUUGUAUUUGUACUGGACUCUAGUGAAGGUUGGGACAGCUAUGGCAACCACUGCCUCUCCUGUCUCUUUGCUCAGGGCCUCCCCAGCUACACCUUGGUGUGUCAGGGUGUGUCUGAUCUUCCUGUGAAGAAGAGGGUCGAGUCCAGGAGAGCUCUGUCAAAGAUCACCGAGCUUCGUUUUCCUGAUGCCCGUCUCUUCCCUCUGGAUACAGCACAGGAUGCCAUUCUACUUCUCAGACACCUUGGCACUCAGAGACAGAGAAAGCUUGGGUUCCGCUCCAGACGGUCCCAUCUUUUGGCUCAGCAUGCCACGUUUACACCCAACUGCCCUGCUGAGGGGACAGGUGCUGGACCCACAGGCUUAGGUACCCUCUGUGUGUCUGGGUACGUCCGUGGCCGUCCUCUGCGGGUUGACAGACUGGUGCACAUCAGUGGACAUGGAGACUUUCAGCUCAGUCAGAUUGAUGCUCCAUCAGACCCGCUUCCCCUCAACUUAACAGCCCCCAGAGCAGCAAAGCCUGGCAUUGGUGGAGAUGUUGACAUGCCGGAUGGAGGCGAAGAUGAGGCUGCAGUGCGGGUGCUCAUGAAAGCCGACCCAUCCUGCAGGGAGAGUCUGCUGGCAGAGGCUGAGGUGGAUCCCAUGGAAGGAGAGCAGACAUGGCCAACAGAAACAGAGCUGCUGGAAGCUGAAGAGGCCAGGAAGAGCAAACGUGUAAUGAAGGUCCCUAAAGGAACAUCAGAUUACCAAGCAAUGUGGAUCGUGGAUGAAGAUGAGGAGGAGAAUGGAGAGAUAGAUGAGGAAAGCAGCGAUGAUGAUGAUGAUGAUGACGACAUGAUGGACGAGGCCAUGGAUGCAGAGGAGGAGGAGAGCUCUCAGGAUGCUGGUUCGUGCUGUGCUUCAGAAGCUGAAGAAGAAGAGGAGGAAGAGGAGGAGGUGGUGUGUUCCACUGAGCGAGCUGGGGCGGAUCAGCGCUAUGAUGAGCACUUGGAUGAGGCUGCAGAGGAAGAAGGCCUGAAACGCUACCGUGAGGCUCGAGCCAAUGAAAUGUUUCCAGAUGAGGUGGACACACCUCUCAACACACCAGCUAGGAUCAGGUUCCAGCGCUACAGGGGCCUAAAAAGUUUCCGCUCCUCACCCUGGGACCCCAUGGAGAACUUGCCUCUCAACUACUCGCGCAUCUUCCAGUUCCAGAGCUUUGAACGCACUCGCCACCGCAUACUGGCUGAGGCUGCAGCUGAGGACGAUGGAGCCAUGGUAGGCUGGUAUGUUACACUGCACAUCAUUGAUGUGCCUUUUUCUGUGAUGGAGUGUGUCCAGUCAGGCAAACCCUUGGUGUUGGUGUCCCUCUUGCCUCAUGAACAGAAGAUGUCGGUCAUGCACCUCUUAGUGAGGAGACACCCCAGCAACACAGAGCCCAUCAAAUCUAAAGAAGAGCUGGUGUUCCACUGUGGAUUUCGGAGGUUCAGGGCCUCUCCUAUCUUCUCUCAGCACACCUCAGCUGACAAGCAUAAGAUGGAGCUCUUCCUCAGGCCAGAUGCCCCCACUGUGGUGUCAGUGUACGCUCCCAUCACCUUCUGCCCUGCAGGAGCCCUGCUCUUCAAACAAAGGAAUGAUGGCAUCCAGGACCUGGUGGCCACAGGCAGCCUACUCAGCUGUGACCCUCAGCGGGUUGUGCUGAAGAGGAUUGUCCUUAGCGGACACCCGUUUAAAAUUAACCGGCGCUCUGCAGUUGUCCGUUACAUGUUCUUUAACAGGGAGGAUAUAAUGUGGUUCAAGCCGGUGGAGCUGCGAACAAAGUGGGGUCGGAGGGGCCACAUCAAAGAGGCCUUGGGAACACAUGGUCACAUGAAGUGUGUAUUUGAUAAUCAGCUGCGCUCUCAAGACACUGUUCUGAUGAAUUUGUACAAGAGAGUGUAUCCUCGCUGGACAUAUGACCCCUUUGUGCCCUUGCCUUUACCAUGGGUCAAGAGAGAGGGCACUGUGGAGAUGGACAACUUGGACGUGGAAUAGUAGAGGGACAGCAAUGCAACAUAGUGUAAGAAAGACACAGGACUUGUAUUAACAUAAAUACUUUACAUGAGUGUGGUCACAUCCCACUUUCAAAAAAAUGUAAUGUAUUAAAUAAAACUAUUUUGAUCCCGA
Monopterus albus (swamp eel) is the source of this 2721-nucleotide messenger RNA. It is a transcript of the gene tsr1, whose product is annotated as TSR1 ribosome maturation factor. Lineage: Eukaryota; Metazoa; Chordata; Actinopteri; Synbranchiformes; Synbranchidae. Gene Ontology annotation, biological process: endonucleolytic cleavage of tricistronic rRNA transcript (SSU-rRNA, 5.8S rRNA, LSU-rRNA); ribosome biogenesis; maturation of SSU-rRNA from tricistronic rRNA transcript (SSU-rRNA, 5.8S rRNA, LSU-rRNA). Gene Ontology annotation, cellular component: nucleus; preribosome, small subunit precursor. Bases 76 to 2589 code for a protein of 837 amino acids. Gene Ontology annotation, molecular function: GTPase activity; GTP binding; U3 snoRNA binding. The transcript is spliced from 15 exons. The record is from RefSeq and is a predicted model, not a curated record.